UUUACGAUGAACAACUGAAGGCAGCAUCCAGACCAUUGCUUGAAGGAAGGUGAUAAACGAAACUUAACUUAGUUCUCCGGCCCAGGCAGUUACAGUCUAUGAGCGGGACACAAAAACUUAACUAUUUGAACAAUUUCAACUUCAUCAUUAUGGCACAUUAUAGAGGCCCAGACCCUAAAAGGGAACAGUUUCGGAGAUACUUGGAGAAAGCUGGUGUUGUUGACAGUCUUACUAGUGUUCUGGUGGCUCUGUAUGAACAACCUGAAAAGCCCAACAAUGCUCUGGAAUUUGUGAAGCAGCAUCUCAAUGCUGCUGGUCAGACGUCCGCAGACACUGAGGCUCUACAGCAGGAGGUGGUUGACUUGAGGCAGAGGUGUGCACGUCUGGCAGAGGAAACUAAAGACCUCAAAGCAAAGCUGCAGCGUUACGAGCCUGAAGAUGGAGCCACAGCUGACUAGACUAGAAAGCAACGCUUUGGCUUCAUUAUUGUAGUUUUUGUUUAUUUUGCUGUCACUUUCAAGACACGAACCCCCUUUUAAGUGAAGGACAACAAUUUUUAGGUAUCUAUUUUUGUAAAUCUUAUUUUCUACUAGGUUUCUUAGAAUUUAACUUAUUCUGUACAUAUAUGUAUAUUUCUGUUGUGAUUCUGAUGUUUCUUGUUUGUUCAGUCUUCACACUUACACUUUAUUUCAGAUUCACACUUACACUUUAUUUCCAAAGAUCUGGUGUAAACAGUUGUAAAACACUCAAAUGUAGGACACCAGUAAAAUAAAGCACAUUCUUGGAAUUAU
Perca flavescens (yellow perch) is the source of this 791-nucleotide messenger RNA. Its product is annotated as c-Myc-binding protein. Gene Ontology annotation, molecular function: transcription coactivator activity. Gene Ontology annotation, biological process: regulation of DNA-templated transcription. The record is from RefSeq and is a predicted model, not a curated record. NCBI's taxonomy places the organism in Eukaryota, Metazoa, Chordata, Actinopteri, Perciformes, Percidae. Gene Ontology annotation, cellular component: nucleus. The transcript is spliced from 5 exons. Bases 99 to 458 code for a protein of 119 amino acids.